This is a messenger RNA of Limanda limanda (common dab), 6330 nucleotides long. RefSeq names its product E3 ubiquitin-protein ligase RNF31-like. The record is from RefSeq and is a predicted model, not a curated record. Gene Ontology annotation, biological process: regulation of DNA-templated transcription; protein linear polyubiquitination. The transcript is spliced from 33 exons. NCBI's taxonomy places the organism in Eukaryota, Metazoa, Chordata, Actinopteri, Pleuronectiformes, Pleuronectidae. Gene Ontology annotation, molecular function: transcription cis-regulatory region binding; linear polyubiquitin binding; K63-linked polyubiquitin modification-dependent protein binding. The coding region runs from base 168 to 4853 and encodes 1561 amino acids. Gene Ontology annotation, cellular component: LUBAC complex.
UUGAAGCUAACGCUAGCCUCUGAUCUCCAGUGAGUUCCAGCUGAGUGAAGAUGACACUUCAACACCUUUAAAACACUUUAUUCUUUAUUCUGUCUCUGACGGAGGAUCAGACCCUCUCAGACCGGAAGGAAGCCGCAAGAGGAGACUGGUAGAACACGUCAGCGGCGAUGAGCAGCAGCUCUCUCUCCGUGCAGAUGGACGAGGUCCGGAGGAGAGCUCAGUCCGUCCUGUCCUCCUCCGGCGUCGCCCAGGACGUGAAGGCCGACGUCCAGGCGAUGGCGAGCAUCGCUCUGCCGCUGGCGGAGAAGUACCGGCACCUCACCGCCGAGGACAUGCUGAGGGAGAACGCCGCCAGCCGCAGCAAGCAGGAGGUUCUGGAGUCUCUGAGCAGACUGGUGAAGGCCUUGGGUAUUCUGGAAAAGUACGGCUGUAACCUGACCUUCCCCAACAGGCCCAAGUACUGGAGGAGCGUCAAGCACAACAACCCGGUCUUCAGAACCACGGUGGACGCCAUCAAGGGAGGCCGCCGAGUCCUCUUUCUCUACGGUUACACCAAUCAGCAAAUCGAUGGCCUCAGUUUUCCAGAUGAAGUCGACCAACCAGACUCUGAAAAGGUUGCCGCGGUGACGCUGGAGGUCAUGACCUUACGCACCGAGGUGGACAUGAUCGUUAAGGGCACCCAUCCUCACCUACAACACUUCAAAGAUAUCUUCCCAUUUCUCGAGCAGAAGGUCGCGGUGGUGAAUGACCCGGUGGUGAUUCAGCCUGUGGAGAAGCAGCAGAGAGACAAACCUCAGGUCGCGGUGGUGAAUGACUCGGUUGUUAUUCAGCCUGUGGAGGAGCAGCAGAGAGACAAACCACAGGUCCUCUCUCCUUCACCCAAACCUGCUCCCGGCCCCGUGGCUACGCCCCUUCAGCCGUCAGCUGGAUCUCUCGCAGCUUGUAGUUUGUGUGGCAGCCGUUCGUCCCUGGUUUGCCCCUCGUGUGACAGUCGGACCUUCUGCGACGCCUGUGAUGGCGUCUAUCAUCGCCACCCGUCCAGAGCCGCUCACAAGAGAGACACAAUACAGAAAAGCAAACUGGAGACCUGCGGCAUCUGUGGUGUUUCCACUGUCCAGUCUCAGUGCUCCACCUGUGUGCAGAGGUUGUGUCUGAACUGUGACAAACUGUUUCACUCGCACCCCGACCGCAAAGGACACAACCGGUCCGGCCUCGCAGCAGCCAAAACAGCCAGUCUGUCUCUGUCUCCUUGGGCGUGUGCACAUUGCACCACGGUGAACGAGAUGCGAGCUGUUCUCUGCUCCACCUGCGAACGGCCUCGACUCUCCACGGCUGCAUCCUCCGCUCAGGAGAGUCCGGCUCCCACCUCACCAAACACCGAGUGGCAGUGCAAGAGCUGCACUGUGAUGAACCAAGGCAGCAGCAUCCUGUGCGAGGUGUGUGAGCGCCCUCGUCUGGCCACUCGCCCACCUGUCGCCCCGGCCCCGUCCAGCUCUGGUUCUCAGUCUGACACCAACACAAAGUGGACGUGUCAGUUCUGCACCUAUGUGAACACCAAGCCCACGGGGGUGUGUGAGAUGUGCAGCCUGCAGUGUAAAGACUCUCCCGGCGACUCGGUGCCUCAGUCUCUCCAGCAGCCGCCGUCCAUCACUAAGGAUCAAACUCCGCCUGCGGCCGUGAAGCCGGCGGCAGCUCCAGGAGUGAACCUGGAGCUGAAGAGACAGGAGAUGAUGAGGGAGGACGGACUCAGCCUCAUCAACCAGAUCAGGGAAGCAGAAAAACAAGAUGUCAGCCCGGAGGAGGUGUACGCCGCCCUGUGCGUGUGCGGCGGCAGCAACGUCAACCCCUGUGAUUGGCUGACGUCAGAGCUGCCGCACCUGCUGGAUGAAAUCUGCGCUAUGGCAGCGUCCGUCCAGCAGACCUGUAAGACCGGGGAUUCUGGGAUACAAGCCGUGGUGGACAGAGACAGGGAGGAGUCGGCGGAGAGCGAACCCAGCGCCACAGUGGAAGAUGUGAAGCUGUCCAGAGCCGAGGCCAAGCUGGCGUGGUUAGCGGCGGGAGGAGACACCGACCGAGCCGUGACGCAGCUGCUGAGAGACCGACAGGCCAAGAUGAGGGAGCUCCACUCUCUGGGCUUCAGGGAUGUGACCCAGUGUGAGGAGGCUCUGCGGCUGAGUGGAGGUGAGGUCAAAGGGGCUUUGUCUCUGCUCCAGCGCCCCCUACUGGAGCCUUUCCACCAGCGUAUCUGGACCACCCAGCUCGAGCCACCAAUUGAUCCCCAGAACCCGGACAAACAGAGGAUGUGCAGGCGUCUGCUGGCGUUGUAUGACCUGCCCAGCUGGGGGCGCUGUGAGCUGGUGCUGGCGCUGCUUCAGGAGCCAGAUGUCACCUACUCCCUGGAGGACGUGGUUCAAGCUGUGAAGGAGUCACAUGACAAGGACUUCAUCAGGCGCCUCCUGAAGAACGAGUGUCCGUGCUGCCUGUGCAUCUUCCCUCGGUGCAAGAUGCAGUCCCUGACUUCCUGUCAGUGCUCGGUGUGUCACGAGUGUUUCGGUCAACACUUCACCGUCGCUGUGAGAGAUAAACACAUCCGAGACAUGGUGUGUCCCGUGUGUGGAGAGCCCGACAUCAAUGUCCCCGAGCAACUGGACAGCUACUUCUCCACACUGGACAUACAGCUGCGCGACUGUCUGGAGCCUGAAGUGUACGAUCUGUUUCACAAAAAGUUGACGGAGCACGCUCUCAUGAAAGACCCGAAGUUCCUCUGGUGCUGUCACUGCAUCUCUGGGUUUAUCAACGAUGGAGACCAGCUGAAAGUCACAUGUCCAUCAUGUCGUAAAAGCUUUUGUACCCAGUGCAAGAAACCUUGGGAGCCUCAGCACCAGAACCUGUCCUGUGAGCAGUUCCAGCAGUGGAAGAGGGAGAACGACCCCGAGUACCAGCGGCUCGGCCUGGCCGGCUACUUGAGAGACAACGGCAUCACCUGUCCUCACUGCAGGUUCCAGUACGACCUGACCAAAGGCGGCUGCAUGCACUUCUGCUGCUCCCAGUGCAGGUACCAGUUCUGCAGCGGCUGCAACAACCCGUACCACAAGACGGGAUGUAAGACGCCUCAGUGCAGUAUCCCCGGUCUGCAUGCACAUCACCCCCGAGACUGUCUCUUCUAUCUGAGAGACUGGGAACCCCCGAGGCUCCAGGCCCUGCUGCAGAGGAGCGGAGUGGAGUUCAACACGGAUCCUUCCACUGGAACUCAAACUGACACGUGUGGCGUGAUGGAGCAGAAAGAUGAAGGAGCUGCACACAGCGAUUCAGCGUGUGGCCUGAAAACUCAGCCGGGACAAGCUGGGCUCUGCGAGAGACACUACCGCGAGUACCUGGUGAGUCUGAUCAACGCUCACUCCGUGGACCCGGCGCUGCAGUACGACGCCGUGGAGCUGGUUCGAGCCUGCGAGCGAUACCAGGUGGACGUGCAGCGAGGAGACGGCGAGGACGACAACACGUUCCACGCUCGCCUGCUGCAGAGAAUCAUGGCCGCAGGAAGAAUGCGCUGCACGCGGCGACUGAGAUCCUGGAUGAUCGAUCAGGUCAGCAGUGGAAAGUACUCGGGGCUGGAGUGGGACGACGAGGCCAAAACCAUGUUCCGGAUCCCGUGGAAACACGCCGGCAAGCAGGACUUCCGCAAAGAUGAGGACGCCGCCAUCUUUAAGGCGUGGGCGGAGUUCAAGGGGAAGCUGACGGACGGAGGUCAGGACAACCCGGCGAUCUGGAAGACCCGGCUUCGCUGCGCCCUGAACAAGAGCCCGGAGUUCCAGGAGGUGAUGGAGCGAGCGCAGCUGGACAUCUCCGAGCCGUACAAGGUCUACCGCCUGGUGCCCUUCAGCGAGCAGGGUUUGUUGCUUCCUGAAGAGAAAAGCAGAAAGAUAAGCCCCAGGAAGCUGAAGAGGAGGAGGAGCAGCGAGUUCGAGAGCGACGAAGAGGACGAGGUUCACGUCAAGCAGAUAAAGACGGAGGAGGUCACGUCUCAGCUGUGUGACGAGAAGAUUCUGCAGCAGAGUGAGAUCCAGGUCCCGACCGACGAGCCGGUCCAGCACAGCACCGUCACCAUCCAGAGAGACGUGGUGGACGAGAUCCAGGUGGACGUUCGGUAUGAGGAGAGCGUUCCUGCUUCUCAUGAAGGCGACUCCAUCAACGUGGCGCUUCACUACUUAGGGAAGGAGGUUCUCAAACGCCAGAUCCUGGGCUCUGAUGUCCGGAUCACCUACCUCCCUUCCUCCCUUGUUCCCCCGACGCCGUCCAACGUCCUGAGGGGCCGGUUCCCACGCAUCCCUCUGCCGGAGCCCCCCCCCACGCUGUCGGCCGGCCCCGAGCUGCAGGCGCUGCAGACCCUGCUGCCCUUCAUGGAGAAGGGGGUGGUGCUGACCUCCACGGAGAAGGGCGUGUACGGCAAGAGGUACUGCCAGGGGCGGGUCUUCUGGACGGGGCCGCACACGAACUCCGGGGGGCCGCACAAGAUGGAGAGAGACUCUGAUCCGGUGCUGCUCUUCAGCAGAGACGCCUUCAAGCAACAGCUGGAUCCUUUCUGCUCGAACGGAGGAGACCCGCCUCCGUGCGGCUUCACUCUGUGUUUCGGAGAAGAGCUGAGUGACAGCGACAAGCCGUCCGAGAAACUCAUCAUCGCUCAGAUCACGCUGCCGUGGGCGGAGCAACAGGUGCAGGACGCUCGCACCUUCUGCAACUCCAUCAACUUCUUCAAGUCUCUGGCCAGUCAGUCGCCGCUGGGAGAGAUCACCCUGAACCUGGUGGCCGUGCCGUCGCCCACGACGCCCGAGUCCAUCAUGUGGCCGUCGCUCUGAAGGCGCCAGGCAGCGUGAGGGGUUCAUUCCACAAACGAGACACUCCCCCCCCCCCAGGUGGUCGCCUGGAAGCACUACACGAAACUGAGAGGUCGUCUUCACUCUUUAAAUAAUGUGACGUUAAAUCUGUUCUUUUCAUUUAACCCGAGCCAGUGGUUCCCAGCUGCAGGACCAGGACUCCCAUCACUGUGUGUUUGUUGACCAGGCCUUUAAAAGGUCCUGGUGCACAGUUCACACGCAGAGGUCAAAGGUUGGGAACCACAGCUUUUACCAACUUAUAAUUAUGUUCAAACUAUAGCACUAUAGACACCUUGUGAAAUAAUAUUUUACUAUUAACAAUAAAAAAAAGGGAAACACAGCUGAAGCAGUGAUAUUAAUCAAAAGUAGUUCAGUAGAACAGUAGUGAUGGAGAAAAUACAUAUUACUAUUUUAAUGUAAUCACAAAGUCUCUUCAUCUAAAACACAAACCUCAGCUGUUUUUGUUAUUAAACACAGACGUGAGUAAAUACAAGAAGCUCGACUGUCGUCCUUUAAUAAAGUUUCACUGUUGAGGAAACAGGCAGAAAAAAAGGAGCCUACAUUUCAGUGCAUUUUAGGAGUUAUUGUUAUUACUACGUUAAUAUUAUAAAGGAGUCAAACUUGAUCUUAGUGUUUUAAAAGUUGCACUGAACUCUGACAUGGUUCAGACAUUUUGAAGUCAGUCUCUGUUCUAACGGCUUCUGGAUAACAAGAGAUCAGAAAUCACCCUCGAGUGAAACCUUGUGCCCUGCGGUGAACCCAGUCUGUUGAAGCUCAGAGUUGAGAAACGGGCUGAGAUCACAUCCUGUGUGGCACGUUUCCUCUUUCAAACCACAAGUUACGCUUUCCAAACUUAACAUUAGCAAAGAAACUCUGCAACAUACCAAAGGCAGCGACGCCAGUGAGUCACAGAAAAACAUCUGUAGAAGGUUGAGAUUUCAACACGUCACUUAACAGGAGUUUAGAGAAGCGGGCCGCAUGAUGCUCAGUUUAUUAGGAACACGUAGCUGAAACUUAUCCAGUUUGAUUCAACUGCAUCGAUUCAGAUGUUCAUGAAGGUUCAACCUGAAUCAUCACCUGCUUCUCACACAAACUCACAUUUCUGAGCUUCAACAGACGACAACUCGCUGCAGGACUUUCCUUCUAUAACGUGUUUCUAAUAUUGUGUCGCUUCAUGUUAAUAUCUGUGGGGAUAGCAAUACUAAGGGAAUAAAAUGGCAAAAGAGAAAGAGAAGAAAGAGAGAGAGAAAUGCCUCAGUUGUUGCGUAACAGUGUUAAAUGUGGAUUUCUCCUUCAGAUCAGCAGGUCUGGACCACAAGGCACAGUCUGACAAGGGGGGGGGUAGAGAAGGAUUACACACAGAUCAUCUAACGAUCUGUCAACAUUUUCUUACUUAAGCUUGUUCUAUGUCAUGUCUCUGUUCAGUUGACAAAGCAUUAAAAAUAAACGUCUUCCUAAA